CAUUGAACUCCUCAAGACACCCACCCCACCCACCAUCCACCAAGGGAGGCCUCUCACGCCGACCGACACACCUUGACGGAAAAUGGCGACUUUUCCCCACCUCUCCCUCCUCACUCUCUUCUCCCUCUUCCUCUUCACUCAGGGGAGAUUAAUUCUCAACCCUUCCGAUCUCAAAGCCCUCUCCAUCAUUCAAAAAGACUUGGGCCUCAACGGUCACCAGCCUUACCUCUCUACCAAACCUUGCAUGGCCGCCGGCGUAUCCUGUGAGAGGAGACUCUCAAACAACAACUCCUAUGAGCUCAGAGUUACUAGACUCGUCUUUAAAUCCCAGCGGCUCACUGGGUUCCUGUCCCCGGCGAUCGGGCGGCUCUCUGAGCUCAAAGAGCUCUCUGUUCCUAACAACCAACUCGUUGACCAAGUACCAUCCCAAAUCGUUGACUGUCGGAAACUGGAAAUUCUCAACCUCCAAGGCAACCAGUUUUCAGGGGAAAUCCCAAGUGAAUUAUCCUCGCUUAUACGCCUUCGAGUCCUUGAUCUUGCUUCCAAUAGAUUUUCCGGGGACUUGGGUUUCUUGAAGUAUUUUCCCAACUUGGAAAAUCUCUCUCUUGCAGACAAUCUAUUUACUGGGAAAAUUCCGCCAUCCAUUCGUUCUUUCCGUAAUCUCAGAUUUUUCAACUUCUCUGGAAAUCAAUUUCUUGAAGGCUCAGCCCCAUUGAUGGACAGGCUCUCAUACUCGGCAUCCGAUGUUCCAAAACGUUACAUUUUGGCUGAGAAUUCACCUGGAGGAAGCAACGCAUCAGCAGUUUCACCAGCUGCAAAUAGAACUGCUACUUCUGCUACUUCUGUUGCUCCAGCUCCUUCUCCGGUGCACCAACCUCGCAAACAUAAAAACAGUAAGAGGAAGCUAGCUGGGUGGAUACUCGGAUUCCUUGCCGGAGCAAUGGCAGGAACCAUAUCCGGGCUCAUAUUUUCCUUGCUGUUUAAGCUGAUCUGGGCUGUUGUAAAAGGUGGAGGGAAGGAAUCGGGCCCUUCAAUCUUCAGUCCUUUGAUCAAAAAAGCAGAGGACUUGGCUUUCUUGGAGAACGACGAUCAAAUGGCUACGUUGCAAAUCAUAGGACAAGGUGGGUGUGGCAAGGUUUACAAGGCUGAAUUGCCUGGAAGCAAUGGCAAAAUGAUUGCCAUAAAGAAGAUAGUUCAACCUCCAAAGGAUGCAGCAGAAUUGACCGAGGAAGACAGCAAGGUUCUAAACAAGAAAAUGCGUCAAAUUCGUUCGGAGAUUAACACCGUGGGUCAAAUUAGGCACCGGAAUCUUCUUCCUCUGUUAGCCCAUCUGAGCCGGCCGGACUGCCAUUACCUUGUGUAUGAAUUCAUGAAGAAUGGCAGUUUACAAGACUUGUUGAAUGAGGUCUCGGAAGGCAAUAGAGACUUCGAUUGGUUUGCCCGGCUCAGGGUUGCAAUAGGAGUUGCUGCAGGGCUUGAAUAUCUUCACAUGAACCACACCCCGCGUAUAAUUCAUCGAGAUCUCAAGCCUGGGAAUAUUCUCCUGGAUGACGACAUGGAAGCUCGAAUUGCUGAUUUUGGGCUUGCAAAAGCCAUGCCUGAUGCUCACACGCAUAUCUCGACUUCCAACGUGGCCGGAACGGUGGGUUACAUAGCGCCAGAGUACCACCAAACGCUGAAGUUCACCGACAAGUGUGACAUCUACAGCUUCGGGGUGAUGCUGGGGGUUCUGGUGAUAGGAAAGCUCCCAUCCGAUAACUUCUUCCAGGAUACCAACGAGAUGAGCUUGGUGAAAUGGAUGAGGAAUGUGAUGACAUCGGAGAAUCCCAGACAAGCGAUUGAUGAAAAGCUUUUGGGGAAUGGGUUUGAGGAGCAAAUGCUCUUGGUCUUGAAGAUUGCUUGCUUCUGUACCUUGGAGGACCCAAAGCAAAGGCCUAACAGCAAGGACGUUAGGUGCAUGCUGUCUCAAAUCAAGCAUUAAGGAUACAUGUGUUUCAGAAUGAAGGGAACAAUAAUCAUGCAAGUGACCAGCAAUAUAUGUUUUAAGUAGAUCAAUUACAUGUCUAUGAUCAUGAUGUAUAAUAGCCAUUAAGGAAACUGUUGUAUGUUGUGUGCUGCAUUUGGUUAAGCCUAUUGCUCAUAAACUGAAGGUAUCAUAUUUACAUUUUCUUUGUCUUU
Corylus avellana is the source of this 2178-nucleotide messenger RNA. RefSeq names its product Leucine-rich repeat protein kinase family protein (gene SOBIR1). The record is from RefSeq and is a predicted model, not a curated record. Lineage: Eukaryota; Viridiplantae; Streptophyta; Magnoliopsida; Fagales; Betulaceae. Gene Ontology annotation, biological process: protein phosphorylation. Gene Ontology annotation, molecular function: ATP binding; protein binding; protein kinase activity.